Molecule: messenger RNA, 730 nt
Organism: Glycine soja
Lineage: Eukaryota; Viridiplantae; Streptophyta; Magnoliopsida; Fabales; Fabaceae
Product: indole-3-acetic acid-induced protein ARG7
Exons: 1
Coding region: 305-577 (90 amino acids)
Biological process (GO): response to auxin
Source: RefSeq, a predicted model, not a curated record
UUCUUUUUUCCUAGAAGCAGAAGCUGGGACUUGAAUUAUCUACAAUAUAAUGUUUCGUUAAUUCUUUGGAAAGUUCUCUAAGACAACACCACAUGCCAUGUCUCUCAUUCGGUCCCAUCGCUCCCAUCUCAUAUCCCAUCUUCAGCAAUAAUUCAAGUACCCAAUUAAUGGUUUCUUGCAAAUCUUUCUAUCUAUAUAUAUUCAUGGCUGCAAGCGUUUUAGAGCAACCCAAAUCAUUCACAUCCUAAGGCAUUCAAAAUUCUAAGGAAACUUAAAACUAUUCUCUUCUCAAAUCAAUACUACAAUGGGUUUUCGCUUACCUGGUAUCAGAAAGUCAUUAUUUGCAGCAAAUCAAGCAUCUUCAAAAGCGGUGGAUGCACCAAAGGGCUAUCUUGCAGUCUAUGUUGGAGAGAAAAUGAAGCGGUUUGUGAUUCCUGUUUCAUACUUGAACCAACCUUUAUUCCAGGACUUGUUGAGUGAAGCUGAGGAAGAGUUUGGCUAUGAUCAUCCCAUGGGUGGCCUCACAAUUCCUUGCAGUGAAGAUACCUUCCAACAUAUAACUUCUUUCUUGAACUGACCAUAAUUCUCAUACUUUAGGAGUACUGACAUAGCUUAGAGGAGACAUUUUGUACAAUAGGCGUGUUCUGAAAAUGUAUAGAUCCCCCUUUGUCACGAGAGAUGGAAAAUCAGAAUAUAUUAGUUUUUUGUUUAAUUACAAUAAUUUCAACAA